AUGGCAUCAAUCCUCUUGCAAAACGGCACCUACAGCAUCAACGAGACCUCUUUAGCCGAAGCGAGCAGAAUGCUAGAUUACUCAGCCUCGGAUCCAAUUCAAGACUUGUCUUCAUUCAACGGCAGUGGAAUUCUUCAACAAAUUGUCGAGUGUACUCGUGCGUCGUGUCACGAAGACGAACAAGGCAAUCAGGUGGAAACCGAUUAUGGUGUUUGCGGGCAGGAGAUCGCGAAGCUUCCAGCCCGAUACGAAGAAGGCGAUGACCUGGGAUCUAUUCUGGAUCCCUUGAAAUCGCUCUGCUCUUCCGUGAAAGGUGACCCAGAAGCUGAUAUCGUCGGUCCAGGGGUGACGGUUUCAUACAUUAUCCAGUUCGCCUUGGGGGCAUGGUUCUUUGUAUUCUCUAUCUUCAUCCCUCGGGACCCGAGUUCAAACAUCUAUUUGAAGUUGACCAGUUGUCUGCACCGUACGAAACGAAAGAUUUGGAAGGAUUCUUUGCCAACCCGAAAGGACUCGGAAAAGACUCGGACGGAAUCCUUUCUGGAACGCUUGUGCGCAUCACGGUUCUCCGUGGCUCUGUUCUCAUCCUUUGUCGAAUUCCAGGAAGCGCAGGCCUUCUUCACCAUCGCUAUACAGUUGGCUUCCAUCUCUCUUGUGGUAUUCAACGAACACGUCCCGGAUCUCGACUGGGACGCCGCUCGGCACCUUUCUUCAGGAAAUGCCCUAGUGGUCCUGAUGGUUCAAACAGAGCUACACCGCAGGAAACUUCACUGGUGGUACACGUAUCUACUCGCAGUGACCGUCUGCGUUUUGGGUCUAGUCAUCCGAGAGAUGGGCGACAGACUUCGAAAGGAAGGUUACGUCCCGCUAUCCCAGUGCGGCGGCCACCGGGAGAGCAUUCUGGAGACGUGCCGCAUUUCACCUAAUAUGUUCGCGGAUGAUUCUUUGGGCUCUGAUCCUUACUUCAGAAUUCCCCUGAUAGGGUUCAUACUCCUUUCCAUUGACCAACUUGUCAACAUCCCUUCUUUGCGAGCGAAGAUGGUCGGGUGGAUGGAGACAUCGAAGAAGGGAUCCCGUCCUCUGAAGUGGGCCUUCGGAUUCAUUUCGAUAGUUUGGAGUCUCAUCUGGUUCGUCGUGAACUUCUUGGUUUGGUAUUUAUUGCUCUCGAACGUCGAAACCGUCCUAACGGCGGCGUACGGGUCGAUGAAUAAAAAGGAUGAAUGGACAUUCGGACAGGUCGUCGCCGUGUUACCUUGGGCGCCUGUGGUCGCGAAGUACAUUUACUACAGCAUCUUCGGGAUUAAAGAUGGAGUCAGCAGUCGAAUAGACAACCACUACAAGGUUGUCUCCAACGACUCGAAGCGUUCGUCGUCGAAACCGCCGCCUCAAUCCGAGGACGAGAUUGAAUUGAGAGGGAAAGGCUAUCAGAGCGUGUCCGGCCGGGAGGAUGUCACGCCGGGUGAGCCGAGUCCGGCGGAGUGGGGCCGUCCGUCUCCGGCAGACGCCGGUCGGUACGGCGACGAGUCUUCCUACAGCAGCAGCUUGCAGCCGCAAAGAUUUGCGUUUCCCAGUCCUUCUCCGCAAUGUAAUAGGUAG
This is a messenger RNA of Colletotrichum karsti, 1593 nucleotides long. RefSeq lists its product as uncharacterized. The coding region runs from base 1 to 1593 and encodes 530 amino acids. The transcript has 3 exons. NCBI's taxonomy places the organism in Eukaryota, Fungi, Ascomycota, Sordariomycetes, Glomerellales, Glomerellaceae. The record is from RefSeq and is a predicted model, not a curated record.